AUGAAUUCAUUCGAUCAGAGUCAUCCAAGUACCAGCUUCAGGUACAAUCCAAAUUCGAACACAAUGAAUCAUGCAGAUGAUGAUGCCGAGUUCUCAGGGAUUCUUGAUAUCUAUGUUCAUCAUGCUAGGAACAUUCAUAACAUAUGCAUCUAUGAUAAUCAGGAUGUCUAUGCUAAGUUCUCUCUUACAUACAACCCUGAUGACACUCUCUCCACUGGAAUCAUAAAUGGAGGUGGAAGAAACCCAAUAUUCAAUGAAAACUUGAGGAUGAAGAUUACCCAGAUGGAUGCUGUUCUCAAGUGUGAGAUUUGGAUGUUUAGCAGGUCAAGAAAUCAUUUGGAAGACCAGCUUCUGGGAUUUGCUUUGGUCCAAAUUUCACAAGUUGUUGGCAAAGGAAAGGUGACAGAAGAUUAUAGCCUUUCCUCCACUGAUCUUUUCCAUUGUCCUGCUGGAACUGUCCAAUUAACACUUUCUUUGGACACAUACAUUCCAAUCAGUUCCCCUGUGAAUUCCAUAUCACAAUCAGCUACUAAUUCAUCAAUAUCCUCAGAAGUUGUUUUGCUUGAUCCAAAAGUCUCUGAAGAUGUCGCAGACCCAGUUAAGUAUUCUAGAAUUGAAUUUCCUGAUGUCAGUAGGAUGAAGGAGAACCAGAAAAUGGUUUCUGAGUACUUCAAGUUGGAAUCUUAUGGUUCUUCUGCUUCAAGGCCUAAUUCAGUAGGAUUUCUACCAUUUCUUCACCUUGGUGCUUCUCCUCAAGGUGAUGAUCAUGAAAUGACUAUGACAGUACCAGAUGAGAAUCAUGAGUCCACUUCUCCAAAUGAGAGCAUUCAGAAUUCUGUGUUCCCAAGCUCUACUACCACAAGCUUAAGUGAUGAUAGAAACUCAGAUGAUUCAAUUGAGGACAAGAGUAAUUUGAGGGUUGAGUCAACAAAUUCUUUCAAUGUUUCAGUUACAGGUAGUCAGAACUCUGGUGCUAUUCCAGAUACCCCAACAUCCAAGAAAGAAACUGAAGCCAGAGAUGAUAAGGAAUCAAAGUUCCCAUCAAGCAAGGAAAUGGAUAUCAAUAGUGAUAGGAAUACAGAAGCUGCAAGAUUUAGUGGAGUUUUUUCUGCUCCACUAGGGAACAUCAAUAUGGAAGCUGAGCAAUCAGCUAUGCAGCAGCAAAUAGUUGACAUGUAUAUGAGAAGCAUGCAACAAUUCACAGAGUCUUUGGAAAAAAUGAAGCUCCCUAUGGACCUUGAUAAACCUGAGAGUAAAGGCCAUGGCCAUGGCGAUGUGAUUCAAAAUCAUAACAGCAAGUUAGAAAUUGAUAAGAAAAAGGAUGGAUCACGUGUAUUUUACGGUAGCCGAGCAUUUUUCUAG
This is a messenger RNA of Sphenostylis stenocarpa, 1362 nucleotides long. Lineage: Eukaryota; Viridiplantae; Streptophyta; Magnoliopsida; Fabales; Fabaceae. The record is from the annotation of a GenBank genome assembly.